AACAUAACAUUUAGGUUUUUAAAAAAAUUGUAAAUUAGUAAUAGAUAAUAAAAUCAGUAUAAAUGUACAAUAAUCAGUUUGAUUAAACAGUUUUGUAAUUAGAGUAGUGAUAGUGAUAAUGUCAGCUGUAAACCAGGAGGUGUAUAAAAAGUUUAAAAAUGCUAGAAAAUUAUUAAGUACUGAUAGUACUGAUUCUACUGUUCAGGUCGAUGUUAGAGAAGAUGAAGAACAACUUAUUAAACUGCAAGAAAUUAUUGAUAUUCUGGUAGCGGCUGGAUACUUUAGGGCCAGAAUCAAAGGCCUUUCUGCAUUCGAUAAAGUUGUCGGUGGGAUGGUAUGGUGUAUAGAAUCCUGCAACGUUGAAUUAGACGUUGAUCUGCUGUUUAGAGAAAAUUUAAGCAUUGGUCAAAAAAUAGCUUUAACAGAAAAGAUUGUUGCUGUUUUACCAAAAAUUAAAUGUCCCAGGAACAUAGAACCACAUCAAAUCCAAGGCUUGGAUUUUAUUCACAUAUUUCCUGUAAUACAGUGGUUAGUGAAGAGAUCUUUGGAAUGUCGUGAAGAAGUUGCUGCAUUUGUAAGAGCUUGUGCAAUCGAGCAGUUUAAUAAAAAGUUUCACAGUGCAGAUGAGAAUCGCGAAAACGCGAAUUUACUUAAAAAUAUGAAGUUACUGUCUGAGGUUUAUAGACCUCGGCGAUAUUAUAAGAAGAAAAAUUCGGCCCCAACUUCAACUUUAUCGCAAAUACAGUCAACUCUGCUGGAAUAUGGACAUAGUGAUGGUGGAGUUGGAGACUAUUCAAUGUUUACUGCGAAAGAUAAAGAAGGAACUGAUGAUCAGGAAUUUGUAGACUUGGAUGAUGAACACAAGGAGCAGCUUAUCAAACAUUAUACAUCUCUGCAGUUUGAAUUAACAUCGGGCGCAGGCAUCCAGUCUAGAGAUCAGUUGUUGAUUGCUUCUCUAGAAGAGAAAAAACAAUUGUUUAACGAAAAAUGCAAAGAAUUUAAGAUAAACAAAGCAUCUUUAGACAGUGAUAUCAAAAGUAAAACCAAAGUUCUUCAAGAACUAGAAAGUAAACAAAAAGAAGCUGAAGUUGCUUUAAAAGAACUCAAUCAAGAAGAAUUAGAGAGUUCCAAAGUGAAAGAAAUAGAAGAGCUCAUUAUGCUGAACGACGAUUUGAAAGUACAAGAGACUCAAUUUAAGGAGCAGUGCAAAAAAGAACUGGCAAAUUUGAACAAUCAAAUACAAAACGUCAAAAAUGCCAAAGUAAACAUUCCAGUAGAAAACCCUUCAGUGGUAAUAUCUGAAUUGAACGAAUUGUCCGAGAAAAAUGCUUCGACGAGAAUGAAAUUAGCUAAAGUGAACAGAGAUGUCGCUAUAUUGCAUCGCCAAAUCGAUGAUAUUCCCAAGAGAGCCGAAUUGGCACAGUAUCAAAAGAGAUUUGUGGAAUUGUACAAUCAAGUGGCCGUCAAACAUAAAGAAACCAAGCAGUACUACACUCUAUACAACACACUAUUGGACACCAGAGUGUACAUGGAAAAGGAACUGUCGUUACUCAACUCCAUUUCCGACAGUUAUCCCGAAGCCAUGAAAUCGUCCAAAGGCAAAGACGAAUUCUUGGAGCAGUUCCAAAACAUCGUCGAAAACGUCUGCCAAUCUAAGCUGAAAGCGGAACAAAAAUUGAACAGAGAGAAACAAACGCGCGAUCAACUCAGUACUGCCCUGCACGUGUUGGUCGAACACCAACGAAGAUACGCGACGGCUAUAAAACAGUUGGGUUUGGAGUAUAGAAAACAUGAAAUGCUUAUUAAAUCGAAGGAAUAGUUUUUGUAUUGAUCAUUUUGGAAUAUGAGUUUCGAAUAUGGCAGUAGGAAUUGCUUUUACCGCUUGAGUGGAGGUAAUGUAUGUAACCGACGUUUACUGUAUCCUUUUUCUUAUUAUUUAUUCAGACUUUAAAAAACGUACAAGAAAGAAUGUAAAAUACUCAAUAAAGCUAUAUUUAUA
Messenger RNA from Diabrotica balteata, 1999 nucleotides. The record is from the annotation of a GenBank genome assembly. NCBI's taxonomy places the organism in Eukaryota, Metazoa, Arthropoda, Insecta, Coleoptera, Chrysomelidae.